UAAUGUUUCCGGAAUAGCUUAGAAAUAACUAUUAUACAUAGCACUAACUUUAUCAUUCAUUUUUCAGUCAGUAUUGCGAGAUUCGUCGAUAGAAAUGCAAUUUUUUGGAGGAUCUCCUCUUUUUACAGUGGUACUUUUUCUACUUAAUACUGUUAAAUCAGCACGUUCUUCUAUAGGUGACAUUUCCGAAUUCCAACUUUAUAAAACCUACGGACCAGAAAUAAGAGCAUACGUGCAAUUCAAUAAAUAUAUGCAACCCAAAGAGCUACGCAUAUAUGUAGAAUCAGGAACCAUUAUGGAAAGGUUUGAACACAGGCUGUAUGACUGGGCUGAUUUGAAUCGUGUAUUGGGAGAAGAAAUUCCAAUUCUACAGGCCCACCAACAACAAGCCCUGCAACAACAAGCGCAGCAACAACCAGUCCACCAACCACAAGUCCUUCCACAUGUGAAUGCACUCCAACAAUGGCAACAAGGCUCAUCUCGUCAUUCUCAAGAGAGGAUGAAAAAAUAAUAUAAAUGUGAAAAAUAUAUUUAAUUUC
Molecule: messenger RNA, 539 nt
Organism: Belonocnema kinseyi
Lineage: Eukaryota; Metazoa; Arthropoda; Insecta; Hymenoptera; Cynipidae
Exons: 2
Coding region: 95-511 (138 amino acids)
Source: RefSeq, a predicted model, not a curated record